AUGUCUCAAAACAACUGCUGGGUCAAGGGCCGGAGAGGAGGAGGCGCAGGGCUGACGAGAGCGGAGAGAGAACCCGUCUGCAGCCUGACUUCACGCAGCGACACCACGGCGCAGCGCUUUCAAUCAGGAACUCCGAGACAACUUUCAAAGAUGACUACUUCCUGGAGCGACCGGCUGCAGAACUUGGCCGACCUGCCCGCCAACAUGGAUGGACUGGCGAUGAAAAAGUACAGAAGAGAGCCUUAUCACAGAGUAUUUGUCAACAGGAGUUUGGCCAUGGAGAAGAUUAAAUGCUUCGGAUUUGAUAUGGAUUACACGUUGGCAGUGUAUAAGUCGCCCGAGUAUGAGUCACUCGGAUUUGAGCUCACUGUCGAGCGCAUGGUGUCCAUCGGUUAUCCCCAAGAGCUGCUCAGCUUCGUCUACGAUCCGUCCUUUCCCACCAGAGGCCUUGUGUUCGACACCAUGUAUGGAAACCUGCUGAAGGUGGAUGCGUACGGUAAUAUUCUUGUCUGUGUACAUGGAUUCAACUUUCUCAGAGGUCCCGAGAUCCGAGAGCGCUACCCUAAUAAAUUCAUCCAAAGAGAUGAUACGGAACGUUUUUAUAUUCUAAACACACUUUUUAACCUCCCAGAAACCUACCUCUUUGCUUGUCUUGUGGAUUUCUUCUCCAACUGUGACAGAUAUGCAAGGGGGAGAAUGCUUUCCUGUUUGGCUGGGGACCCCUCCAACAAGGGAAGGCUUUCCCAUUUAAAAGCAAACAACAAACAAAUCUGUGAAGCAGGAUUCAAAGACGGGGAUCUCUUCAUGUCGUACAAGAGCAUGUUCCAGGAUGUGCGGGACGCAGUGGACUGGGUCCACUUCAAGGGCACAUUGAAGGAAAAGACUGUGGAGAACCUGGAGAAGUAUGUAGUGAAGGAUGGAAAGCUGCCUCUUCUCCUCAGUCGAAUGAAUGAAGUUGCCAAGGUGUUCCUGGCCACCAACAGCGACUACAAAUACACUGAGAAAAUAAUGACCUACUUGUUUGACUUCCCGCAUGGAUCCAAGCCUGGUACAGCACACCGACCCUGGAAGUCCUACUUUGACCUGAUCCUAGUUGAUGCCAGAAAGCCUCUGUUUUUUGGGGAGGGCACAGUGCUGAGACAAGUUGAUACGGCAAGUGGACGUCUAAAGAUAGGGACAUAUACCGGGCCUCUGCAGCACGGCAUUGUCUAUUCUGGAGGUUCUUCAGAUAUAGUUUGUGACUUACUUGGAGCUAAAGGCAAAGACAUUAUAUACAUCGGGGACCACAUCUUUGGUGAUAUCUUAAAAUCGAAGAAACGUCAGGGCUGGAGAACGUUCCUAGUCAUUCCGGAGCUUGCACAAGAGUUGCACGUAUGGACAGACAAAAGCCCUUUAUUUGAGGAGCUGCAGGGUCUGGACAUAUUCUUGGCAGAGUUGUACAAACAUUUGGACAGCAGCAGCAACGAACGGCCGGACAUCAGCACCAUCCAGAGAAGAGUCAAGAAAGUUACUCAUGACAUGGACAUGUGCUAUGGCAUGAUGGGAAGCCUGUUUCGCAGCGGCUCUAGGCAGACGCUUUUCGCCUCCCAGGUCAUGAGAUACGCAGACUUAUACGCAGCCUCCUUCAUCAACCUCCUCUACUAUCCAUUCAGCUACCUGUUCAGAGCGGCGCAUGUGCUGAUGCCGCAUGAAUCGACCGUGGAACACGCCCACGUGGACAUCGACACGGAGUCACCGCUGGCAACACGGAACCGGACACACUGCAACGACUGCAAGGACCUGGACUGCAAACGCAACCAGUUCACUCGCUCCUACAGCGAAAUCAAGCCUCCAAACCUGUUCGCCCAGACGCCCCAGGAGAUCACACACUGCCACGAUGAAGACGACGAUGAAGAGGAGGAGGAGGAGGAAGAGGAGGAGGAGGAGGAAUAA
This is a messenger RNA of Knipowitschia caucasica, 1932 nucleotides long. The record is from the annotation of a GenBank genome assembly. Lineage: Eukaryota; Metazoa; Chordata; Actinopteri; Gobiiformes; Gobiidae.